Messenger RNA from Cinara cedri, 2311 nucleotides. NCBI's taxonomy places the organism in Eukaryota, Metazoa, Arthropoda, Insecta, Hemiptera, Aphididae. The record is from the annotation of a GenBank genome assembly.
GUUUAGUGUAUGACGAAAAAUAUUUGGGACGGAACUUUGAUUCUAGUGACAAUGUACACAGCGACAAAUGAUAAAAUUGUAGCAUUUUAUUACUUUCCCCACGAUAACAAAUUUAUGGAACGAACGACGAGUGCGCAGCCAACGGUCAUACAACUUGUAAUAAGGGCACACUGGGAUAAAAAUCGAAAGUUUUCCGGUGUUUUAAUGCCGUCGCCGUGGCAGUGAGGGUUUGAUCAAUUGUCCGUUACGGACGUUAUUGAAUGUUGAUGUGCGUCUGCGAAUGCGGCGGUAUACCUACCUAAUGUUUUGUAGAACGGCGGUUACGUGUUAAGACAUUAUUAUACCUACCAGUUUAACAUUGUAAAACGGCAUGUCGAAAAGUACAAAAAACGAAAGUUAUGGAAACAGCGGCGAAAUAGUAACCGUCAAGUUUCGCACGGACGAAAAUGAAACGCUGACACGAGCGUUUGACUUGAACACCACAGUGGGUUCACUCGGGACAUAUCUGCAGCAAACGCUCAACGCGGGCCCGAACGAAAUAGCGAUUGAACGCGACGGGUCGGCCGUAGAGCGCGGGGAAAGUCUCAAGGAACUCGGCGCUACUUCGUUGGGAAUUUUCGAGUUGGACCUGCGGGGCGACGGCCUGCGUCUGCCCAAAUCGGCGUAUUACAUGCCGGCGGUAGACGUGAUAACGGUGAAUGUCAAAAAGAAGAGACUAGUGGUGGAAAUCGAACACUGUUCCAUGGAUAAACCGUGGCUAGGCGGAUACCGGAACCGGGACAACGGUAAGGUGUACCACCACGCGGCCGCGCAGACAGAUUUCAAACCGAAAGUGUACGCGGACGCGGUUCAAGUGGACGCACGGUCGCAAACGUGCGCCGACAAGGGCGUCGAUCACGGUUCGCGAGACGUUUGGACGCAGACAACGGAUGCGCCGGACGGGAGGUUGUUGUCGGCAAAACGGUACCAGAGCUACCAGUCGUGGUUACAGGAGGAAUACGUUUUGAGCGGUGUGCUGAAGAUACAGCGGGCCUUUAGGAGGAUGUUGGCUCGAAAGAGGACGCGGCAGACCGCGGCGGUGGAGCGACAGAAGACCGUGGCGACGGAGCCGAAGACCGUGACGACCGCGCUGGAAUCCAAACAGCAGCACUUCUAUUCGUUGUACACGAUGAUCGGCAAGUGGUGGAAGAGGGAACGGCAACGAAUCAAGGAGAUCGGCGCGGAGAAUUGCAGAAAAGCGGCGCAGAUGAAUUUGCUCAAGAAGGAAAUCAAGUUCCUGCUAGAGAUGGAGAAACAGCGGUCGGAGCUCAAAUACGAGUUGACCAAGCACGACGACAUAACGUUCCUGAACAAGACGUCCAAGCCGAAGAUGUUCAAGAACAAGACGGGCAAACUGUUGACUAUAGACACGGUGGGCAAUCAAAAGGCCAGGGUGCUGAAGAAGAUGUACGCAAACAUUAUGGGCGAACAGGGGGACGGGAAUAAUAGGCCGGGCCGGGCCGAGGUGCUGGACGAACUGUACGCUGUGGUGGCUUGUUCGAGUUACAAAUACAAGAAGAAUCUGCUGGACGUGAUAGCGAUGGAAAGGGACUAUGCGGAGAUCGGGGCCGACUGGUCGAGCGUGCGGUCGGUCCGGUCCCGAGUGGAACAGAUGUUCCGGCACUUCAUCAGACAGCCCGAGGUGAACCCCGAGGCGGAUUCGUACUACCGGCCUACCGAGAAGCGCAUACUGAACGUCUACACUUGCAUCAGGUGCAAACGGAACCUGGCGGCCACGGAUUUCUCACUGGAGAGCCGGGUGAACCGGACCAACGUGUGUGCCAACUGCGAGUGGACCGAACAAGUGGGCCACAAGCGGAUCGAUAUGGCGCCGUACCGGCGGAUGCUCAAGACACUCCGGCACGACGAGAUGAAGCUGGCUGCGUACGACUCCGAGUGCUUCAUGAUGCAGCCCACCGAGGUGUACCGGCUGGUGUCGGUGGUGUGGCGGGAGAAGUCGGCCAUCGGCGAGUGCGGUCAACUCAACGGAUUGCGGUUGGUGCGAUGGCGCCAGGACGAACCCUGGUCGCCGUGGAACUGCGUGCUCUUGACCCGGGCCGAGGCGGACGUUCACUGCCGGCUGGUCGGGAACCCGGCCGACCACUACGACGCUCAGUUCGUCAACUGGGUGACCAACAGGCACAUGACGGCCCGGUUGCAGUUCGGCAACCUCGUGCAGGCUGUCAAAAACCGGACAGCGAACAAGGCCAAACCGCUGUCGAAAAACUGGAAAGCUGUCGCCGAACAUUUUCGUAUCAAGACGUACAGGUGA